This is a messenger RNA of Wasmannia auropunctata (little fire ant), 1413 nucleotides long. RefSeq lists its product as uncharacterized. Bases 244 to 648 code for a protein of 134 amino acids. Lineage: Eukaryota; Metazoa; Arthropoda; Insecta; Hymenoptera; Formicidae. The transcript is spliced from 2 exons. The record is from RefSeq and is a predicted model, not a curated record.
GAGGAUGCGCCUGGACUCCUGCACGUCCCUUGGGUCUCGCGCACAUCCUCACACACGUCGUAAUCCGAUCCUCACGCACAGGCCUCGUAAUCGAUUUCUCGAUCGGGUUACGGACGGUCGAAGGGGACGAUCGAAUUCGCGCCGCGAAUAGCCGUGACGCGCGAUAAAAAUGUUGUAGUGAUCGCCGGGGGAGAGAGAGAGAGGCGGCGAGGAGCGGACGUAUAGGAGGGAAAAGCGAUCAGCAUGAGGUGCUUCGAGAGCUUCUUUAAGCACACCUGGCGGCCGCAGCAGGUGCAUCAGAUGGAUUCGCCGUCGAGAUUCGAGCCGACGGCGAAUAAACCGGCGGAGAUGCAGCGUCACUUCGCCGCCGGCGAGACCACGGAGCUGGGCGAGGUGCGGGUGAUCGGGCCGAGCAGCAACGUCGCGACGUCGACGCCGUCGACGGCGCACACCAGCGGCAGCAACGCGACGCCCUGCAAGAACGGCGGCUGCAAGGUCUGGCGGAGCACCCGCGUCGGCGGCGGCUCCGAGCCGCGCACCGAGAGCCCCUGGCACAUACUCAAGACCGUCUUCCUGGUCUCCGUGAUCGUGGCCUUCCUCCUGUGGAUCAUCGUCUACACCCUGCUGGACCAGUACCGGAUCUUGUGAUCGCGAUGCAGCCACCAUCCUCGCUCGACGGAUCCUGCCUGGUGUUCUUGCGGUCGCUAUUCAGCGGAUGGAUUCCGCGGGCGAUUCUCGCGAUUUAUGGGCGAGAUCGGAUCCCGACGACGUGAUCUCGCUGGGAGAUUCCGAUCUGCGAUCGGAUCCUAUACGUGACCUCGUGUUCUCCGUUACGAUCGCUAAAGGCCAUCACGCGUAUAAGAAUUUUAGUCGUAAUCGUUAAGGCAGUAAACAAAUUGAUCACAAUCAAAAUUGCGGUCUUACAUUUUAGAACGUUCAAUAUAUGCUUAUACGAUCUUACGGUUACGAUGAAAAUUCCUGUACGUGUGGUGGCCUUGACGGAUCCUGUGUGACUUCCACGUGACUUUGUGAUCGCGAUUGACGACUCGACGUUGAAAUUCCGCGAUUUCCACGUGAUCUUGUGAUCGUGAUCUACGAUUGAUAUCGGGACCAAUUCCGUUGGGUCCACUGUACAUCUUCCACCAUCGCUAUCGGAUCCUGCAUCCGAUUCUGCAAUCAUGCAUUGAAUUAUAAUACAAAUCACAUUUGUAUUGUGACACAAUUGACGAAACGAAAUGAACGAUUCUGCGGAGAAAUUCGGAAGGAACACGGCCGAAUGCUCGGGGGAGGAUUCCUCUCGGCAGCUAGAGGCGGCCGUAAAUCGGAUUGUAGUACACGUACACACACAUUUCGUACUGUUUUAUAAACAUUCGGCUCCUGUAAAUAAUCGAAUAAAAUACGUCAAUAACAAUA